GUUCUAGAAACGAUAAAUUCUGGUGCAUGAAGAAUGCCUAUAUAUACUUUGGUUAAGAUCAACUAACUCUAUAUCCAAUAGCUAGCAAGUAAUUAAUAGCUCUGCAAUUUUUUCCUACUCGUAAUUUUAUUCUCAUUUCUUCCAAACAAAAAUUCAGAAUGUCGACUAAUUUUCUCUUGUUAAGCACCAUUGCUCUUUGUAUCAUCUGCGCCGUCUUCGCCUUCGAGCCAAGUCCGUUACAAGAUUUCUGCGUCGCUGAUCCCACAAGCUCAGCACGAGUGAAUGGUCAAGUUUGCAAGAGCCCUGGAUCAGUUGGAGCCAACGACUUCUCCUUCAGUGGGCUCCACAUUCCCGGCAACACCUCGAACCCUAACGGUUCAAGGGUGACCGCGGUGACCGUAGCCCAGUUGCCAGGGCUCAACACCCUCGGAAUCUCCAUGGUGCGCAUUGACUACGCGGCGUGGGGAAUCAACCCUCCCCACACCCACCCGAGAGCCACGGAGAUCUUGACGGUCAUUGAGGGUUCACUUGAAGUAGGGUUUGUGACCUCCAAUCCCGACAAUAGGCUCAUCACAAAGACCCUUCAGAAGGGCGACGUUUUCGUGUUCCCGAUUGGACUCGUUCACUUCCAACGCAAUGUGGGGACUAAAAAUGCAGUUGCCAUAGCUGCAUUGAGCAGCCAGAACCCUGGAGUCAUCACCAUUGCUAACGCUGUUUUCGGGUCGAAGCCCGAUAUUAGCAGCGAUGUUCUCGCCAAGGCCUUCCAGCUCGACCAGAGCGUUGUGCGCAACUUGCAAGCUAAAUUUUAGAGACAUGGGAUUGCGUUUGUGGUUGCCCAUUGUGUUUGUUUAGUUUGAGUUGUGCUUUUGUUUUUAUCUACUUCUUUUGUUUGGAUGGUUGUGCUUCCUUCCUAGCCUUCA
Messenger RNA from Salvia miltiorrhiza (redroot sage), 920 nucleotides. RefSeq names its product putative germin-like protein 2-1. The transcript has 2 exons. Lineage: Eukaryota; Viridiplantae; Streptophyta; Magnoliopsida; Lamiales; Lamiaceae. The record is from RefSeq and is a predicted model, not a curated record. Gene Ontology annotation, cellular component: cell wall. The coding region runs from base 159 to 809 and encodes 216 amino acids. Gene Ontology annotation, molecular function: manganese ion binding.